Messenger RNA from Exophiala xenobiotica, 1339 nucleotides. RefSeq lists its product as uncharacterized. The transcript is spliced from 3 exons. NCBI's taxonomy places the organism in Eukaryota, Fungi, Ascomycota, Eurotiomycetes, Chaetothyriales, Herpotrichiellaceae. The record is from RefSeq and is a predicted model, not a curated record. Bases 236 to 1339 code for a protein of 367 amino acids.
CCGAGACCACCUAGAAGACAGGAAGCGUCGUCGGUUCUGUGGGCGGGUUGCAGCGCCAUCGAACCUGCCUUGCAAUGAGAUUGGGCAAUACUGAUGUUUAGCGCCAACCGGUGAAGGGCGACUCCAGCGAACGACGACACCUCCUGGCCUCAAGUCUUGUAUCUAACCUCAUCGCAUGCUACUACAUCCGCCGUCGUUCUAACUCUUUUUCUUCUCACCUACUAUACGUGGAAGAAUGGAUAUCGAGGCCAACGCAGCAACGAUGCAAGAUUCGACUCAACGGGUUAUCGCAACUCCAGACGCUGCCCUCACCUCGGAGAGGGAAUCGGUCGUGGCCCCAAAUUUAGGCCAGCUGCGAGAUCGUCGACUGGCACAGGGUGUAAGAAGGACUACACCCAACGGAAUUGAAAAACAGGCCAAAGGCCAGAGCCCUCUAUGGACCUACUUUGCACGCCGGAGAGAGCAGACAGGAAAGGACUACUGCGUGCUGUUGGCCUGGGAAGACGGCUCGCAAACAUUCGUGGUCGACGUACCUGUCGCGGACCCAGACAAUGAAGAGGCUGUAUUCGCUGACCUCAAUGCACAAUACUACGCUCAUAGGGGGAGAUGGCGGAAACAUUUCGGCUUGUGUGGCGUCGAGGGUGUGGAGAGAGUCGAGCUUCGUUUGGGAGGCUUGAUCGAUUCGAACAUCUUCAUAGGCAAGGCUUGUCCCAAAAACAAGCCGGACAGAGGGCAUCUGCAGGCGUGUGUGGAUAAGUACCAGGCCCAAGUAGACUGGGUUGACAGCCCAUACUGUUAUCCCAACGACGAAGCAACCAGACCAGAUUGGGUGCACGACUGGGGCUGUCCUGGCUACAAGUAUCCCGAUAUAGCAGAAUGCCCACACCAGGAACUAGCGUAUUAUUUGUGCCGCUUGGACAAUCUCGAAGGACACUGGUACAUGUUGCAGUGUUUCCAUCGACCGGCACUAGCGGAGCAGCAAAGGUCAUUGAACCUCAAGCACGAGCACCCGCUGAUACUGCGUUAUGACGGGUUCAAGAGCGCCGGCUACGGCCAGCAACCGCGCGACCAAAAAUUCCCCGGCCUAUUGAUCCGCGAACGCCAGCUGGGCAGUGUAUUCGAUAUGCCACACGUGGUCCUUAAGAGUAUCACAUCGGUUCUAAUGCUCGUGGUCACCGUUGUUGGCCGACUUGGAUGCGGCGAUUGGAACUCAGGCUUUGCGGCGGGAAGUUGGUUCGCAAAUUGGGUUGCGGCCAUACAAUUUUCGCGCCAACGAGUAUUCAGCAGGCCCGGCCACCACGACGGUUGGUACAGGGAGGCAUCUCGCAGAGACGACUGA